UGCUCGAAACAGGGCGGUUCCUCCACUCAUGAAGCAUCGGGUCCGCAUUGCAAUGUGGAUGGGCUGGCCACGGGUUUGAGGGGGAGAACUUUAAAAUGCCGCGACCACGCCGCACGCCGCCUCCCCCACGUCGCGGCGCAACGGUCCUCCUCCCCUUGAACACCUGGUAUUGCCAACCGUGUGAUUCCGUCCGCUUGACCACAACCACCCAGCUUCCUCGUCCCUCAGACCUGCUUUCAGGAUUGCUAGCACAGGCAAGGAACGUACGCUACUAUGCAGAUCAAGGGCCACACUUUCCUCGUCACGGGUGGCCUCGGCGGCCUGGGAAGCGACUGCUCGCGAAUGCUCUGCGAGCUGGGGGCAAAUGUGGCUGUGGCGGACGUGGCGCCUGGUGACCAAGGUCGUGCCAAGCUUCAGGAGCAAUUCAAGGAUACGAAGGACGCGAAUGUAGACUACUACACUCUCGAUGUGACCGAUGAAGCCCAAGCACAGGCCGUCGUCGAGGCCAUCAUCAAGCGUUUCGGCUCCAUCCACGGUCUCGUGCACUGCGCUGGCGUCGCGUUGAGGCGUCAAUGGACGACGAAGUUAAGCGACGGCGUGGCCGCCUUUCGAAAGACGCUCGACAUCAAUGUCACCGGCACCUAUAUCAUGGGCGCUGCGGUGGCCGACGCCAUCAACGCGCGAGCACCUGAAGAACGGGCAAAUGCGGGCAGCUUGUGGAGCACAAAGGAAGAGCGAGGCGUCAUCAUCAACUUCUCCAGCGUUGCUGGACACGAGCCCACGGCUAGAGUCGUCGGCUACGGACCCAGCAAGACGGCCGUGCUUGGCCUGACGAGGAGCUUUGCCGACUUUCUGGCGCCCAGUGGCAUCCGGGUCAACAGCGUCAGCCCCGGUCUGAUUGCCACUCCCAUCCUUGGUACACACGCCGGUUGGUACCAGAAGGACCUUGAAGCCAACGGUGGCUUUCCAAAAGCGCCCGCUCAGCCGAAACACAUUUCCAUGGCUGUCCAGCAGCUGAUCGAGAACGAAUUUAUCAAUGGCGAAGACGUCAAGAUUACGGGCGGCUGGAGGCUCGUCUCGACAGUCUUUCCCGGUCAAGAAGACCCGAGAGCGUCGGCGCCCGGAAUUGAGUGAGGAGAGGCUUGCCUAGCCUUCUUCUCCUGGCCACCGAUGGGCAUCUUCUGCUUGCCUUCCCACCGCGGCUACCUUUUCUCCUUCUCUUCUUCAGGGCUUCCCUCUUAUGCACAUAACAAGAGCUUCUCUCCCCGCGAACAAGCUGCCUCGUGAUCACCACUUUGUCCUGAUUGCGAGCACGCUUGCCGAUGACGCAUGCACGUACGUUCCGACGCUUGCCUUGUUGGGCAUAGCGUGUAAUUGCCAUUCAAUUCUUCCGAGGCAUCUAUUUGAACC
This is a messenger RNA of Acaromyces ingoldii, 1410 nucleotides long. Its product is annotated as NAD(P)-binding protein. Gene Ontology annotation, biological process: fatty acid beta-oxidation. Gene Ontology annotation, cellular component: mitochondrion. The record is from RefSeq and is a predicted model, not a curated record. The transcript has 3 exons. Gene Ontology annotation, molecular function: 2,4-dienoyl-CoA reductase (NADPH) activity. NCBI's taxonomy places the organism in Eukaryota, Fungi, Basidiomycota, Exobasidiomycetes, Exobasidiales, Cryptobasidiaceae. The coding region runs from base 274 to 1134 and encodes 286 amino acids.